UCCUCCCUCCCUCACCCCCUUUUGUCCUUUGUCCGUCUCUGAGGAAACCAGAAAAUCAAUGGCUUUCUGGAGGAGGAAGGAGGGAUGAGAACAAGUGGGAAGACAGUAUGCGAACGCUUUGUGAUGUGUGCGAGAGCGCCGCUGCCAUCCUCUUCUGCGCGGCCGACGAGGCCGCCCUCUGCCGUUCCUGCGACGAAAAGGUCCAUCUGUGUAAUAAACUUGCCAAUAGACAUGUACGGGUUGGGAUAGCCACACCUAGUGAUGUUCCUUGCUGUGAUAUUUGCGAAAAUGCACCUGCGUUCUUUUACUGUGAGGUAGAUGGUAGUUCUCUUUGCCUGCAGUGUGAUAUGAUUGUACAUGUCGGUGGGAAAAGAACCCACGGGAGGUAUCUCCUCUUCAGACAGAGAGUUGAGUUUCCAGGGAAUAAGCUUGGCCGUUCAGAGGAACUAGGGCUUCAACCACUUGACCAAAAGAAGGUACAAAGGGACCAAAAUCAGCAGCCUGAUUUAAAAACAGGAGAGAAUCAACAUAAUCACAAUGUCUCUCCAACUGCAGUCCUAUACAACAAUAUUGAUGGUGACUACAAAAUGGACAAUACACCCAUUGAUCUUAAUAGCAGGCCCCAAAGAAUACGCGGUCAAGCUUCAACUAACCAGGAACAGGGUGUGGGUGUUCUAAAUGGUGUGAAUGAUGAAUCUGCAAGUGUCGUUCCUGUUCAAUCCUUCAGAAAGUAGCCUGGAAAGUGAGUAAGAUGUUCUGGACAAAUUACCGUUGCAGAAUCUUGAUUGUUGACCUGUGCACUUGUAUUCUUACUUGUACCUUUUCCGUUUUCUUUGGAUCAGCAUCAGUCUCUCACGUUCGUUGUGCAAAGUAGAUUAGAUGAAGAAAAUCUCUACCUUUGUAUUAUUGAAAGCAAUGUGUAUCGCUUGAAAGACAGAAAAGUGAGUUAUUAGUACAGUUUGUUCAAUGUUUAUGUUAUCGAAAUACAAUACCGUUGUUGACA
This is a messenger RNA of Malus domestica (apple), 1003 nucleotides long. RefSeq names its product B-box zinc finger protein 18. Gene Ontology annotation, molecular function: zinc ion binding. Lineage: Eukaryota; Viridiplantae; Streptophyta; Magnoliopsida; Rosales; Rosaceae. The record is from RefSeq and is a predicted model, not a curated record. Gene Ontology annotation, cellular component: nucleus. Gene Ontology annotation, biological process: photomorphogenesis; regulation of DNA-templated transcription.